Messenger RNA from Agrilus planipennis (emerald ash borer), 2270 nucleotides. RefSeq names its product myogenesis-regulating glycosidase-like. Lineage: Eukaryota; Metazoa; Arthropoda; Insecta; Coleoptera; Buprestidae. Gene Ontology annotation, biological process: carbohydrate metabolic process. The record is from RefSeq and is a predicted model, not a curated record. The coding region runs from base 62 to 2122 and encodes 686 amino acids. Gene Ontology annotation, molecular function: hydrolase activity, hydrolyzing O-glycosyl compounds. The transcript has 11 exons.
CAACAGAAACAGUUCUAUGUUCCAAAUGAAUGUAAUAUAAUUUAGCUUUUUGAAAUCGAUAAUGCAGUUGUUGAUUGCAGGGUUGUUUCUGCUUAUAAGUCUAGCUGAUGUGUGGUGUGUUGACGAAAUAUCGCUACAGAAAAAUGAUACGUCCCUCAGGAUCAUUUUUAAUCCUUCAAGCAGCCUUUUUGACUUAACCCUUUCUUAUGGUGAUGCUGCAGUGCUUAAUGCAACUCUUGGACAUGGUUUAGGGCUUACCGAAGACAAAAUAACGAAUUGCGAUGGUUUAAGUAAUUGUUAUCUAUUCGGUGACGACAUUCGAAUGCACGUUCACUCGAACAUCGACAAUGGUUUUACGAUAUUUUGGAGAACGAAAAAUACUUCUGUAGAGUUUAUGGACUGUGUCGAUUUGAACACAGAAGCACAAACGCAUUGGUAUGGAGGUCCAGAGAGGAAUUAUCAACAUUACCCUAUUGAAAAACUAGUGAUAGAUGGCGUAGAUUAUGCAGUUCACGAACAGAAUUUUAGUGCAAUCUCAGAACCGUACUGGGUCAAUUCGAGGGGUGCAUAUUUGUUUGUUGACGAAAGGGUGCCACUUUUUGUCGACCAAAACAAUGCAUUUCAGGGAAGGGCGUGUUUCAUAGCCAAGCAACAAGAUCCUUAUCAUAAUAGGCCAAAGAUUGUCCUAAAUUAUACUCUGGCAGCCCAAGAAAAUGUGAGGGAAGCCCAUAUACACGCGGUACAACACUUCCUUGGAAAACCAACAGGACACCCGAACAAUAAGAUGAUUUCAAGACCAAUUUGGUCUACAUGGGCAAGGUAUAAGAAAAAUAUUAAUGAUGCCACUUUACUUGAAUUUGCCAACGAAAUAGUCAAUAAUGGGUUUAGGGAUGGUCAAUUUGAAAUUGAUGAUUAUUGGGAGACUUGUUAUGGAUCGCUAACGUUCGGAGAUACAUUUCCAAACAUUAAUAGUACAGUGCAAACAAUAAAAGCCAUGGACUUUCGAGUAACCUUAUGGGUGCAUCCGUUCAUAAAUGUUAACUGCUCUUUCAUAGAAAGAGGAAUGAAUAAUGAUUUCAUUGCUAAAGCUGCAGAUGGAACGGUGACAACUACCUGGUGGAACAGCGAGGAUGGGUAUGAUGCAGUCUACAUUGAUUUUACAAAUCCAGAAGCUAGAGAGUGGUUCGCUGACAGACUCAAUUUAAUUAAACAAUUACACGACAUUGAUGCGUUUAAGUUUGACGCUGGAGAAUCAAGUUUUGCCACAGACAUGCCUGUAUUAUCAGGGGAUCCCGAACUGGCACCUAACAGUUUAGUCUCUGAUUAUGUUAAAACUUGCGCUACUUUUGGAGAUCUUAUAGAAGUACGAACAGGAUACAGAACUCAGUAUUUGCCUGUAUUCGUAAGAAUGAUUGACAAAGAUUCUUAUUGGGGAGAGAACAAUGGUCUAUACACCCUCAUAACAACAUUGAUUGCCAUGAAUUUGAACGGUUAUGUCCUAGUUCUUCCCGACAUGGUGGGAGGAAAUGGAUACGAGAAUGCUGGAGGAACUCCAGGUGGCGAACUCUUCGUCAGAUGGCUUCAAGCUAAUACUUUCAUGCCCGCUAUCCAAUUCAGUUAUGUUCCGUGGGAUUAUGAAACACUGACGGAUAGUACAGGAACUACAUAUAAUGUAGUCGAAGUUUCACAGAAGUUUGUUGCACUUCAUGACCAAUAUUCGAAUUACAUAAUCCAAACUAUGGAGACCAGCAUCGAAAAAGGCUAUCCCGUGAACGCCCCAUUGUGGUGGGUUGAUCCUACUGAUCCUGACUCUCUUAAAGAAGAUACAGAGUAUAUGCUUGGAGAAGAUAUUCUCGUAGCUCCUGUGAUAGUAGAAGGAGCAGUCUCUAGAGACGUUUACUUACCACAAGGUACGUGGAUCGAUGGUAAUUCUGGAACUGAAUACGAGGGUAGACAAACAAUUAGAAACUAUUCAGCUCCUUUGGACACACUUCCCUAUUUUAUUCGUAAAGAUGUCGUCGUCACGGAACCAACAUCUGCAUCGUUCACCAUCAAUUCCUCGAAUUUCCUUUCUUUUGGGAUUGGAUUUGUCAUUACAAUUUUGAUAUUCGUAUCGUCGUAGAAUACCAAAAACCUAUUCGUGUGUUGUUAACUGCAUAGUUUUAGUUAUACGAUAAUUUAUUGUAGAUUAGAUAUUUUUGUUAUUCUUGUAAAUAUAACUUAUGUUGUUGUACCUAUUGGUAAUAAUAAAUUGUUCGAUAAUAUACAUA